AUAUUUCCGUGAUUAAAGGUCCCGACUACUAUAGAUUUGAGUGAGCGACGCAAGGUUUAUUUGUUUCCAGCAAACGAUUUUCAUCAGGACAAUGAACUUGAAACUGACUGCUUCCUCUAAACAUGAGCAGUUGGUGAAUGAGUUGCGAAGUGACAUGGAGAAAAACUUGGUGCCUGAGCUUCAUCCUAACCAGUGUUGUAUUUAUAGGGUACUUAAAGAUAUUCGUAAAGUAAAUGAACAAGCCUACACUUCCCAAAUGGUUUCAAUAGGUCCUCUUCACCAUAGAAAAAAAGAAUUGGUUAAAAUGGAAAAAAAAAAAAGAAGCUAUAUGAAAAGUUUUCUUGAAGAAAGAAUAAAUAUUGAGAAACAAGAUAACCUUUUUAGCUUUGUCCAGAACAAUGAAAAUAUAAUACGUAAUUGCUAUGCAGAGACAUCUAACCUUAACAAUUAUGAUUUCAUAAUGAUGAUUUUAUAUGAUGCUAUCUUCAUUAUAGAAUUAUUCAUGAGGAAUUUUGAACGAACAAGUGAUUCAAUUUUAUCAACAACAACUAUAAGAAUUGCUUUAACGUCCGAUUUGGAAUUACUUGAGAAUCAACUUCUAUUCUUUGUCCUUGAAGAAAUAUAUAAGUUAACUUUUUGUUUUAACAUGCCUACCUUCAUGGAUAUUUCUGGUUGUUUCUUUGGAUCUUUUAAGAAUUUGGAAUUGAUUGAAUUAAAUCCCCGAUUUCGGGUAAAACAUUUCACUGAUUGGAGAAGAUGUACUCUACUAAAAAAGUAUCCAAGAUCAGAUCAAAAUUAUGAAUAUAUUCCUGAUUUACCAUGUGCAAUGAAGCUCCAUGAGUCCGGAGUGAAGUUUCAGAAAACUGAAAGGGUAAAGUUUGAAAAGCACAAACAUGAGUUGCAACUACCACAAUUAGAAAUAGCGGAUGGGGUUGAAUGUCUACUUAGAAAUGUUAUGGCUUUGGAGCAGUACCAUUAUCCAAAUGAUACUCAUAUUUGCAAUUACAUUCAACUGAUGGAUCGUCUUAUCGAUACUACGAAGGAUGUGGAUUUGCUUGUUGAAAGUGAAAUUAUUUCCAACUCAAUAGGUGACAAUUCUUCAAUAGCAAAAAUAUUUAACAAACUUGGUCGAAAUAUCAGUUUAAGCCCAUCCUCUUACUAUAACAUGUGCCAAGAGCUUAAAAAACAUUGUGAGGAUCCUUGGAACAGAAAGAUGGCAACGUUAAGAAGAGUUUAUUUCAGCAACCUGUGGAGAGGCACUGGAACUAUUGCGGGAGUUCUACUUCUACUUCUCACUGUCAUACAGACCAUAUGUUCUAUCUUACAACUCAUGUAAUUUUCAUUUAUGCCUGUACUCGCCUUUCAUUUCAGUUGUUUCGGUCUGAAUAAUAAUUAUAAGCUUAAGUGUAAUUUUUAUUUA
Messenger RNA from Mangifera indica (mango), 1420 nucleotides. RefSeq names its product UPF0481 protein At3g47200-like. The transcript is spliced from 2 exons. Lineage: Eukaryota; Viridiplantae; Streptophyta; Magnoliopsida; Sapindales; Anacardiaceae. The record is from RefSeq and is a predicted model, not a curated record. Bases 92 to 1336 code for a protein of 414 amino acids.